Molecule: messenger RNA, 2256 nt
Organism: Coffea arabica (coffee)
Lineage: Eukaryota; Viridiplantae; Streptophyta; Magnoliopsida; Gentianales; Rubiaceae
Source: RefSeq, a predicted model, not a curated record
AUGGAUCGCCAAGUGGUAGGAAGGGGCCGCGGAGACCCACUAGACAACAUCCGGAAGCGGGUAGAGAUAGAGAGCCCGAGGUCAAUCCAGACCAAAGGGCGCCAUCAGGGAGGCCCAGUCGAUUCCGAUGAUCGGGCAUUGGAAAGGUUCCUGAAGUUUGGACCUCCCAAAUUCCAUGGAGGACCUGAGCCGGAAGUGGCCGAAGGCUGGUGGGAGAGGAUCACUGAGAUCUUCGCCGCCCUAAACUAUACGGAGGAGCGAAAGAGGCGUGUUCGGAGGUUUGUGCAGGGUUUGAAUGUAGAACUACAGGAAAGUUUAGCCGCGGUGAGGAUAGAUACUUUCGCAGAUGCUGUCGAAAGAGCUCAGAGAGUUGAAGUAGCUAGAGCUCAAGUGAAAUCCUUUCAAGCUAAGAAAAGAUUUAACCCCAGCAGUAGUCGAGAGCCGACGUAUGGAAAUACUCCACCGGCUAAAGUGGGCCGGGGAACUGGCGGAAUGACUAGUCCCGGAGCACCGCGAGGUGCACUAGCAAGGGGAACCGGGGCAAGGAAUGCAGGGGGAAGAAACAAUGGAUUUAGAGGGGGACCGAUUGGAAGAGGACAACCUAGAAAUACCUCGCAAGGAGGCCGAGCCAUAAUUCCCCAAAUGACUUGUGCAUACUGUAAGAAACCUGGCCAUACUAUGGAUAGCUGCUGGAAGAAGCAAGGAAAGUGCCUGAAAUGCGGAAGCAGCGAGCACCAAAUUUCUGGGUGCUCAAAAAUGCAGGAAGGGACUACUUCGAAUGCUAGACCAAACACUUCUGGAGGGAGCCGGCCGACAGUUCCUGCCAGAGUGUAUGCUUUAGGAGAUCAACCUGUACCUAAUGCCUCGGAAGUGGUGGAAGGUACACUCCCGAUCUUUCACCGAUUAGCUAAAGUAUUGAUUGACCCUGGGGCAACCCAUUCUUUCGUUAAGCCAUCCUUUAUGUCUGGAUUAGAUGUGCAACCUGUUAGAUUGCCCUUUGACCUUGAAGUUAGGACACCCAUGGGUAAUAAGAAUGUAAUCACUAGCUUGGCUUAUAGGAAUUGUGAAUUCUGGAUUGGAGAGCGUAAAAUGCUAGUGGACCUGAUUAGCCUAGACAUAAAAGGUUACGAUGUUAUAAUAGGAAUGGAUUUUCUAGGUCAUUAUCAUGCUAAACUUGACUGUCGAGCAAAAGUAGUGGAAUUUUGUAUACCUGGUGAAGCAACCCUGAGGUUAGAUGUUAAGGGUAGGUUAGCAUCUUCUGCUAUGAUCUCAGGAAUUAGAGCAAGGAAAAUGUUGUCUAAAGGAGCGCAAGGUUUCUUAGCUUUCUUGAUAAACGCUCCCAGCGAUCAAGUGAAGCUGGAGGAUGUACCUGUGGUACGAGAGUUUUCGGAUGUGUUCCCUGAAGAGCUUAAGACUCUACCGCCGGAAAGGGAGGUGGAAUUUAAGAUUGACUUGGUACCUGGAACGGCUCCGAUUUCUAAGACCCCGUAUCGAAUGGCUCCUGCCGAGCUAAAAGAAUUGAAAAUUCAACUGCAAGAUCUGUUGGAGAAAGGUUUUGUGAAGGAGAGUGACUCACCUUGGGGAGCACCCGUCCUAUUUGUAAAGAAAAAAGAUGGAAGCUUGAGGCUGUUCAUGCCUUUUGGAUUGACCAAUGCACCAGCUGCUUUCAUGGACUUGAUGCAGAGAAUUUUUAAGAAGUACCUGGACCAGUUUGUAGUGGUUUUCAUAGAUGAUAUCUUGAUCUACUCUAAGACUCGUGAGGAACAUGCUAAGCACCUAGAGGUGGUUUUGCAGACAUUAAGAGAGCAUAAACUAUAUGCCAAAUUCAGCAAGUGCGAGUUUUGGUUGACUGAGAUAUCUUUUCUAGGUCACAGAGUUUCUGAGGAUGGUAUUGCCGUGGACCCGGCAAAAGUGGAAGCCGUUAUGAAUUGGAAACAACCAGAAACUCCAACUGAAGUUAGAAGUUUCUUGGGUUUAGCAGGUUAUUAUAGGCGAUUUAUCCAGGAUUUCUCGAAAAUUGCAGGACCUAUGACUGAGCUAACCAAGAAAGGGGCUAAGUUUGUCUGGACCCCGAAGUGCGAGUCAAGUUUUCAGGAACUAAAGAAGCGGUUAACAUCCGCUCCCGUUUUGGUUCUACCUGAUGGAGGUGAAGGUUAUGCUGUAUAUUCCGAUGCUUCCAGAGAAGGUCUGGGAUGCGUUUUAAUGCAAAUGGGUAAGAAAUUGGUUAUGGCCGUGGGUGGUGUUGUGAGGCUGUGA